This is a messenger RNA of Urocitellus parryii (Arctic ground squirrel), 4348 nucleotides long. It is a transcript of the gene Tnr, whose product is annotated as tenascin R. The record is from RefSeq and is a predicted model, not a curated record. Gene Ontology annotation, molecular function: protein binding. NCBI's taxonomy places the organism in Eukaryota, Metazoa, Chordata, Mammalia, Rodentia, Sciuridae.
AUUCUCUUGCAGAUUCCCACAACUCCAUGCCGUGUGCUGAAGGCUGGUCUUGAACGAGCUCUGGCUGAGAGAAUGGGGGCAGAUGGGGAAACAGUGGUCCUGAAGAAUAUGCUCAUCGGUGUCAACCUGAUCCUUCUGGGCUCCAUGCUCAAGCCCUCAGAGUGUCAGCUGGAGGUGACCACGGAAAGGGUCCAGAGGCAGGCAGUGGAGGACGAAGGAGGCAUGGGCAACUACAGCACAUCCAGCAAAGAGCAGCCCAUGGUCUUCAACCACGUGUACAACAUUAACGUACCCCUGGACAGCCUCUGCUCCUCGGGGUUAGAGGCCUCGGCCGAGCAGGAGGUGAGCGCGGAAGACGAGACUCUGGCAGAGUACACAGGGCAGACCUCGGACCACGAGAGCCAGGUCACCUUCACCCACAGGAUCAACCUCCCCAAAAAGGCCUGCCCGUGUGCCGGCUCCGCCCAGGUGCUGCAGGAGCUGCUGAGCCGGAUCGAGAUGCUGGAGAGGGAGGUGUCAGUGCUGCGGGACCAGUGUGCCACCAACUGCUGUCAAGAAAGCGCGGCCACAGGACAACUGGACUACAUCCCCCACUGCAGCGGCCACGGCAACUUUAGCCUGGAGUCCUGCGGCUGCAUCUGCCACGAAGGCUGGUUUGGCAAGAACUGCUCAGAGCCCUACUGCCCGCUGGGCUGCUCCAGYCGGGGCGUGUGCGUGGACGGCCAGUGCAUCUGUGACAGCGAAUACAGCGGGGACGACUGCUCCGAGCUCCGGUGCCCCACGGACUGCAGCUCCCGGGGGCUGUGCGUGGACGGGGAGUGCGUCUGUGAAGAGCCCUACACGGGCGAGGACUGCGGGGAGCUGAGGUGCCCCGGCGACUGCUCGGGGAAGGGGACCUGUGCCAACGGCACCUGUUUGUGCCAGGAGGGCUACGUCGGCGAGGACUGCGGCCAGCGGCGGUGUCUGAAUGCCUGCAGCGGGCGAGGGCACUGCCAGGAGGGGCUCUGCGUCUGUGAAGAGGGCUACCAGGGCCCUGACUGCUCKGCAGUGGCCCCUCCAGAGGACUUGCGAGUGGCUGGGAUCAGCGACAGGUCCCUUGAGCUGGAAUGGGACGGGCCGAUGGCAGUGACGGAAUAUGUGAUCUCUUACCAGCCGACGGCCCGGGGGGGCCUCCAGCUCCAGCAGCGGGUGCCUGGAGAUUGGAGUGGUGUCACCAUCACGGAGCUGGAGCCAGGUCUCACCUACAACAUCAGCGUCUACGCUGUCAUUAGCAACAUCCCCAGCCUUCCCAUCACUGCCAAGGUGGCCACCCAUCUCUCCACUCCUCAAGGGCUGCAAUUCAAGACUAUUACGGAGACGACCGUGGAGGUGCAGUGGGAGCCCUUCUCGUUCUCCUUCGAUGGGUGGGAGAUCAGCUUCAUCCCAAAGAACAAUGAAGGAGGAGUGAUUGCUCAGCUUCCAAGUGACGUCACCUCCUUUAACCAGACUGGGCUAAAGCCUGGGGAGGAAUACAUUGUCAAUGUGGUGGCCCUGAAAGAACAAGCCCGGAGCCCCCCGACCUCGGCCAGCGUCUCCACUGUCAUUGAUGGGCCCACGCAGAUCCUGGUUCGAGAUGUCUCUGACACAGUGGCCUUUGUGGAGUGGACCCCACCUCGAGCUAAAGUUGAUUUCAUUCUCUUGAAAUACGGCUUGGUGGGCGGGGAAGGYGGGAAGACCACCUUCCGGCUGCAGCCUCCCCUCAGCCAGUAUUCGGUGCAAGCGCUGCGGCCCGGCGCCCGCUACACGGUGUCGGUCAGCGCGGUCCGAGGGGCCAACGAGAGCKCGUCCACCACCACCGAGUUCACAACAGAGAUUGAUGCCCCCAAGAAUUUACGAGUCGGCUCCCGCACAGCAACCAGCCUUGACCUUGAGUGGGAUAACAGCGAGGCAGAAGUUCAGGAAUACAAGGUCGUCUACAGCACCUUGGCRGGGGAGCAAUACCAUGAGGUGCUGGUCCCCAAAAGCAUUGGUCCAACCACCAGAGCCACCCUCACAGAUCUGAUACCUGGCACCGAGUAUGGAGUGGGAAUAUCUGCCGUCAUGAACUCCCAACAAAGCGUGCCGGCCACCAUGAAUGCAAGGACAGAACUGGACAGUCCCCGAGACCUCAUGGUGACAGCCUCCUCCGAGACCUCCAUCUCCCUCAUCUGGACCAAGGCCAGCGGCCCCAUUGACCACUACCGAAUUACCUUUACCCCCUCCUCUGGGAUUGCCUCAGAAGUCACUGUGCCCAAGGACAGAACCUCGUAUACACUGACAGAUCUGGAGCCUGGGGCAGAGUACAUCAUCUCCAUCACCGCGGAGAGGGGUCGGCAGCAGAGCUUGGAGUCCACUGUGGACGCCUUCACAGGCUUCCGCCCCAUCUCCCACUUGCACUUUUCUCAUGUGACCUCCUCCAGUGUCAACAUCACCUGGAGUGACCCAUCCCCCCCAGCAGACAGACUCAUUUUGAACUACAGCCCCAGGGAUGAAGAGGAGGAGAUGAUGGAGGUCUCCUUGGAUGCCACCAAGAGACACGCCGUCCUGAAGGGUCUGCAGCCAGCCACCGAGUAUAUUGUGAACCUGGUGGCUGUCCAUGGCACAGUGACCUCAGAGCCCAUUGUGGGCUCCAUCACCACAGGAAUUGACCCUCCCAAAGACAUCACGAUUAGCAAUGUCACCAAGGACUCAGUGAUGGUGUCCUGGAGCCCUCCUGUUGCAUCUUUUGAUUACUACCGAGUGUCAUAUCGACCCACCCAAGUAGGACGGCUGGACAGCUCAGUGGUGCCCAACACAGUGACAGAAUUCACCAUCUCCAGGCUGCACCCAGCCACUGAAUAUGAAAUCAGCCUCAACAGUGUGCGGGGCAGGGAGGAGAGCGAGCGCAUCUGCACUCUGGUGCACACAGCCAUGGAUAACCCUGUGGAUCUGAUCGCUACCAACAUCACCCCCACGGAAGCCCUGCUGCAGUGGAAGGCUCCAGCCGGUGACGUGGAGAACUAUGUCAUUGUCCUCACACACUUCUCAGUUGCUGGAGAGACCAUCUUGGUUGAUGGAGUCAGUGAGGAAUUCCAGCUCAUCGACCUGCUUCCGAGCACCCACUACACCGUCACCAUGUAUGCCACCAGUGGACCUCUCACCAGCAGCACCAUCAGCACCAACUUUUCUACCCUCCUGGACCCUCCCGCAAACCUGWCUGCCGGUGAAGUCACCAGACAGAGCGCACUGAUCUCCUGGCAGCCCCCCAGGGCGGAGAUCGAGAAGUAUGUCCUAACGUAUAGAUCCACGGAUGGAAGCCGCAAGGAGCUGAUCGUGGAUGCAGAGGACACCUGGAUCCGGCUGGAGGGGCUGUCGGAGAACACUGACUACACAGUGUUCCUGCAGGCGGCCCAGGAUGCCACCAGGAGCAGCAUCACCUCCACUGCCUUCACYACAGGGGGCCGAGUAUUCUCUCACCCUCAAGACUGUGCCCAACAUCUGAUGAACGGAGACGCUCUGAGCGGAGUGUACACCAUCUUUCUCAACGGGGAGCUGAGCCAGAAGUUGCCGGUGUACUGCGACAUGACCACAGACGGCGGUGGCUGGAUCGUAUUCCAGAGGCGGCAGAACGGCCAAACUGAUUUCUUCCGGAAGUGGGCGGACUACCGCGUGGGUUUCGGGAGCCUGGAGGACGAGUUUUGGCUAGGGCUGGACAACAUACACAGGAUCACGUCCCAGGGCCGCUACGAGCUGCGUGUGGAUAUGCGAGACGGACAGGAGGCGGCCUUUGCGUACUACGACAAGUUCUCCGUGGAGGACGGCAGGAGCCUGUACAAACUCCGCAUCGGAAGCUACAAUGGCACUGCAGGGGACUCCCUCAGCUAUCACCAGGGCCGCCCCUUCUCCACAGAGGACCGAGACAAUGACGUGGCAGUCACCAACUGCGCCAUGUCGUACAAGGGAGCCUGGUGGUAUAAGAACUGCCACCGGACCAACCUSAACGGGAAGUACGGGGAGUCCAGGCACAGUCAGGGCAUCAACUGGUACCACUGGAAAGGCCACGAGUUCUCCAUCCCCUUCGUGGAAAUGAAGAUGCGGCCCUACAACCACCGUCUCACCGCGGGGAGGAAGCGGCGGGCCCUGCGGUUCUAAACGGGGGCGGCUGAUCUUCCUGUCAUUUGUUUGUAUUUUGUAAUAUGCCACAAGGGGGAGGGUCAUAAUGAUGUGCUUUGCGACAUACUCAGAGUACUUAGGAGGCAGGGUGAGCAGGAAUCGGCGACUGCCACCGCUCCCCGUUUCUGCUGCCUUGGAGCCUGACCCCAGCUCCGUCCGCACUGGCCCUCCUCACCAG